This is a messenger RNA of Eutrema salsugineum, 687 nucleotides long. RefSeq lists its product as uncharacterized. The record is from RefSeq and is a predicted model, not a curated record. The transcript has a single exon. Lineage: Eukaryota; Viridiplantae; Streptophyta; Magnoliopsida; Brassicales; Brassicaceae. The coding region runs from base 193 to 687 and encodes 164 amino acids.
AAAAUCGAUUUUUGUUAUGAAUUGGUGAUGCACAUUGAGCAGAGACGAGCGUAGAAGACGAAGAGUGUCGAGAGAUUUGUAUUUGAAAGCAAUUGAUCUGUUAUACCUAUCUGCAUCACUCCCGAUCGGAGAUUGAGAUUUCUCAGAUUUGAUUGUUUUGUGUUGAUCGCAACCAAAAAUAAAAAUCUGAAUAUGAAUUCGUCGACAUCAUCUGAAUUGUCAUUCAGCGGAGAACAACCGAGUCUCCGUCGAAGCCACUCAACGCCGUCGCUUUGCUGCGGAGGAUCCACUGCGGCGGAGUGUUGCGGUGGUACAACGGCUGAGUGCGCCGCCUUAUGUUGCUGCGGCCCUUGCAGCGUCGUGAAGCUCGUCGUACUCGCCGUCUACAAGCUUCCUCGCGGAAUAUGCCGCCGUGCAACCCGCCGUCUGCGACGGAGACGACUGGCGAAGAAAGGGGCUUUAGAGAGUGGAGAUUUCGAGAAGAAGCUGAGUAAAUCUGGGAGUUCGCAAUUCGCUGUUCAUCCAUUACAGAGCUACGGAGACGAGGAGGAAGAAGAAGAGGAAGAAGAAGAAGAAGACGAGGCGGUGAUUGCGUUAGAGAAUGAGAUGUGGAGCAGAUUUUGCAGUGGAGGUUUCUGGCGAAGCCAUUCACAAGCUGAAACGGCGUCGUCUUCGAAAAUGGAUUAA